AUGUUUGGCACAACCGUAAAAACUGUUUAUGACGCUGCUCAAUAUGAUAAUAUUGACAGAAUCCAAAAGAACCAAAAUCCAUUGAAACCACAUAUAAAAAAGACUUUCUUGGCUGCUAAAGGGAAGUUCAUUUCAGAACUGUUCAGUUUGCAUGUUGCCGGUGGUGAUGACUCUGGAGCCUCGGCUGGUGGAGCUAACAAGGGCCAGAGAGGUGCCAAAAGACACUACUUCAUUGACUCGACUGUUUUGAAACAAUUGAGAUGCAAUAGUAUCUUAGAAGGUAUUAGAAUUACACGUCUUGGGUAUCCAAACAGAAUCAUCUACAACGAAUUCUUGAAGAGAUACUUCUUCCUUGGAACUAACAUCAACAAGAAGACUUCAGACGCCAUGCCAGUCGUCAAAGAUUUCAUGAAACCAAUUUGUGAGAAGUACAAGAAAGAUGGCAUAAGUGUACACUGA
This is a messenger RNA of Entamoeba invadens IP1, 459 nucleotides long. RefSeq names its product myosin heavy chain, skeletal muscle or cardiac muscle, putative. Gene Ontology annotation, molecular function: ATP binding; cytoskeletal motor activity. The record is from RefSeq and is a predicted model, not a curated record. Gene Ontology annotation, cellular component: myosin complex. NCBI's taxonomy places the organism in Eukaryota, Evosea, Mastigamoebida, Endamoebidae. The transcript has 4 exons. Bases 1 to 459 code for a protein of 152 amino acids.